AUGAAAGAUGCAGAUGGGUUCCAGACCCGUCAGUUAGGACUGAAGAAUCCGUUCGUCCUACAUCGGUUUCGACAGCAACAUCUGCGCAUCAUCCGGGGGUCGACAUCGCCGGGAAGCUGGGGAUCAAAUUUCAAGCCUAAACACCCAGUCUAUCUGGCUGCAUUUAACGUUCACACUGUGAAGCAAGCGGUACAACGAACUGCUCCUCCUCUCACGCUAGAUUUGCCUGAUAUUAAUGUGCAACCAGUAGUUGAACUAUCUGUCCCAUCACUCUCCACUCACUUCCGACAGCGGCAGGAUUUUCAGGGGUUAGUGUCGUCACCAGGCGAAGAGAAUGGAUAUCCGUUGAUAGUCGCCUGUGUGUGGUUCGUCUGGCAAAGUCUGUAA
This is a messenger RNA of Opisthorchis viverrini, 387 nucleotides long. RefSeq lists its product as hypothetical. The record is from RefSeq and is a predicted model, not a curated record. Bases 1 to 387 code for a protein of 128 amino acids. Lineage: Eukaryota; Metazoa; Platyhelminthes; Trematoda; Opisthorchiida; Opisthorchiidae. The transcript is spliced from 3 exons.